AUGUCGGCGUUGACGGCGCUAAGCGGCGCCGUCCUGCUGCUGCUGCACAUCUGCCCGUCGUCUCCGGACGCGGCGCCGGAGCCGGGCGCCGCCGCCGGGCGCUGCCCCUCCUGCGCGCUGGCCGGGAUGGAGCGGGAGGAGGCCGGCCCCCAGCGAGAAGUGGUGGAGGCGGUCAAGCGCCACAUCCUCAACAUGCUGCACCUCCACGCUCGCCCCAACAUCACCCGGCCCGUGCCCCGCGCCGCCCUCCUCAACGCCCUGCGCAAGCUGCACGUGGGCCGGGUGGCCGACGACGGCAGCGUGCACAUCGAGGGGGAGGAACCCCAGGGGCGGCGGCGGGGAGGAAAAGGAGGAGCCGCCGCCGCCGCCCCGCCCGCCCUCGCUCGGACCCGGGACGACGACGACGACGAGCAAGAGGCCACCGAGAUCAUCGCCUUCGCCGAGCCCGGCGAGAGUCGGGACACCGUGACCUUCGUCCUGUCCAAAGACGGCGGCGGCGGGGCCGAGGCGUCGGUGGUGGAGCAGGCCAACGUGUGGCUCUUCCUGCGCUCGGCCAAGAACAACCGCAGCCGCGGCAAGGUGGCCGUCCGCCUGUACGGCGCCGGCGACGUCCCGCUGGCGGAGAAGACGGCCGACACGCGCCGCAGCGGCUGGCACACCUUCCCCGUGACGGGCGCGGCGCGGGCGCUCUUGGAAGGCUCGGGCUCGGCGCUGGCCGUCAGGGUCUCCUGCCCGCUCUGCGCCAGCUUCGGCGCCGCGCCGGUGCUGGCGCCCGAGUCGUCGUCGCCGCGCCCGUCCCAACGGGAGCAGUCCCACCGCCCCUUCCUGAUGGCGGUGCUGCGUCCCGACUCGGGCGAGGCGCGGCAGCGAAGGCGCAAACGCGGGCUGGAGUGCGACGGCAAGGUGCGCGUCUGCUGCAAGCGGCAGUUCUACGUCAACUUUAAGGACAUCGGCUGGAACGACUGGAUCAUCGCGCCGGCCGGCUACCACGCCAACUACUGCGAGGGCGAGUGCCCCUCGCACGCCGCCAGCGUGGCCGGCUCGGCGCUCUCCUUCCACUCCACCGUCAUCGGCCACUACCGCAUGCGGGGCUACAGCCCUUUCCAGAACCUGCGCUCCUGCUGCGUCCCCACGCGGCUGCGGGCCAUGUCCAUGCUCUACUACAACGAGGAGCACAAGAUCAUCAAGAAGGACAUCCACAACAUGAUCGUGGACGAGUGCGGCUGCUCCUAG
Molecule: messenger RNA, 1233 nt
Organism: Nerophis lumbriciformis (worm pipefish)
Lineage: Eukaryota; Metazoa; Chordata; Actinopteri; Syngnathiformes; Syngnathidae
Source: RefSeq, a predicted model, not a curated record